AUGCACAACUGGUCCAAGAGAAGGCCUAUAACACAGGAGUCCAGCUGCGAGUGUUCAAACUGCAUGAUUGAGUGUUAUUGUUACUACCAAGCUUGCAGUUCAAAUUACUGGUUUGAUGACAGGGAACCAUUUGAGGUAGUGAGGCAUGUGGGCCCCAUCGACUAUGAGAUCCAGCACUCAGAGAAGAAAAAGGAGACUCAGGGCACCGAGAGCAUUUCUGAGCCCUAUCAACGCAUCAACCACCUCAUGGCAGCUUUCAACCGCACCCUCUCUGACCCGUCAACAUUUAUUCUAGCAGGCAUCCCUGGCCUGGAAGCUGCUCACAUCUGGAUUUCCAUCCCUUUCUGUAUGUUCUACUUUAUCAGCCUGUUGGGAAAUUUCAUGGUUUUGUUUGUUGUAGGCAAAGAGCAAAACCUGCACAAGCCGAUGUACCUGCUGCUCUGCAUGCUGGCGCUUACAGACAUUGGCACGUCUACCUCUGUUGUGCCGAAGGCACUGUGUAUAUUUUGGUUCAAUUUGAAAGAUAUUACUGUGGGUGGCUGCCUCACCCAGUCGUUCUUCCUUCACACGGUUUCUGCUAUGCAGUCAGCCGUCCUUGUGACAAUGGCCUUCGAUCGCUAUGUUGCCAUAUGUAACCCCCUGAGAUACUCCACCAUCCUCACCAAUGCACGAAUAGCUAAGCUAGGGCUAGUGGGUUUGACAAGAGCUAUUCUCAUCAUGCUGCCCGGGCCCCUGCUCCUGAGAAGGCUGCCAUUCUGUGCCAACCGCAUUAUUCCCCAUACAUACUGUGAGCACAUAGCUGUGGCGAAGAUAUCAUGUGGGGAUAUCACAAUUAACAGGAUGUAUGGCUUGGUGUUAGGAUUUGUAGUAAUCGGGUUAGACCUGAUGCUCAUUGCCCUGUCCUAUAGUCUGAUCAUCAAGGUCGUCCUCAGAAUCUCCUCCAAGAAUGCGCACCAGAAAGCCCUGAACACCUGCACAGCCCACAUCUGUGUGAUGCUGGUUUCUUAUACUUCCGUCCUCUUCACUGCUCUGACACACCGAUUUGGUCAGGGCAUCGCUCCCCAUGUUCACAUCAUCUUGGCCAACCUCUAUUUCCUCCUUCCCCCCAUACUCAAUCCUAUCAUUUAUGGAGUCAAAAACAAAGAGCUUCGUGAUAUAGUGGGCAAAUACAUUUGGGUGAUCAUCUGCGGCCACUGA
Chrysemys picta bellii (western painted turtle) is the source of this 1197-nucleotide messenger RNA. The record is from RefSeq and is a predicted model, not a curated record. NCBI's taxonomy places the organism in Eukaryota, Metazoa, Chordata, Testudines, Emydidae.